AUGCGAAUUUUGAUCGAGAUCAAUGAGAAUAUCCGCUGUGGCCCGGAGACCCACGUGAUUCCUCAAUUUAUCUCCAGAUGGGCUCAAAUGCGCAACACAAAGCGAAUGGCCGAUUCGGGCUUGAGUACCGCGAUGUAUGACGCGCUCGUUGCCGAAUUUGUCCUCAAGGUCAUCGUGGAACACGAUCGGGCCGCUCCGCAAAUGUGCAACAAAGAUCCGUUCGUUCUCCGACAAAUGAAUCUUCUGUCAUUGCCGAAUAUGUUUCCAAACUCAAAAUACGUUUUGAUGAUCCGGGACCCGCGUGCGAUUGCGAACAGCCUGAGAACUAGGAACAUCACAAUUUCAGGCGUCGACAACGACAGCUUGGAGUCGAUCUUUUCCAACUGGAAUAGAAACAUGAGAUUCAUGCUUUCUCAAUGCCAACGAAACGAAUGGAGAGAAAAUGGAGCGCACAGGGGCAAGGGAAACUGCAUCAUGGUUCUGUACGAGGACUUGGUUCUGUCGACGGAAACUGUGAUGAGGAAAACGAUGAAGUUUAUUGGCGAGGAUUUCCACCCGAUGAUGCUGGAUCAUACCUCUGGAAUGGACCAGAUUAAAGUCGCGCCCAACGAGCCGUCAACAGAUCAGAUCUCACAGCCAAUUUACAAAAGCGCCCUGAACAAGUGGCGAAACAACCUUUCCGAUCACUCGCCGGAUCCGAAGAUUCGCCAGGGACUCGACUAUCUCCAGGAAAUGCAAACGUGGCGGAUGAGGGCACUGAACUCGAUCCGAAACUUGACCAAGAGCACCCUCUCCAACGGUGUCACCGUGGUCACCAACCCAUCAUCUUCGCCACUCGCUGUCGUCGGUGCCGUCUCUGGCUGUGGCUCUCGCAACGAGACCGCCUCUUCCCAGACCACUCUCAACCGAUCGGUCACGCUCAACAACCUCGAGGCUGGCAACACCAACGUUUCCUCUUACCUCGAGCGGGAGCGAUCCGGCGUCUUCGGCACCACCGUCCCUGGUAACGCCGCUGCAUUCGCUGAGCAGCUCGUUUCUGCCAUUGGCGCUGACGCUGUCACUGAUGCUGAUCGAGCUCAUGCUCUCUCUGCUCUCAACGCCGUUGCUGCUAACAAAGAGGUUGUCUGCGAGGACUACGCUCACAUGUCUGGCUUCAUGCUCUCUGGUCUCUCCGCCUCUCCCUACGGAACCACCUCUGGUAUCAACGAGACCUCCGCCGAGGAGGUCCUCUCCUUCCGACGAGAAGCCCUUGCCGGCUCCAACCUCACCAUCGUCGGCACCGGAGACGUCAACCACGACGAACUCUGCGCUAUCGCUGGCCAAAUCGCCACCAAUGCUGGCCGAGUUGCUCCCAACGAGCCCUGCCAAUUCCACGGAAACCAGCUCAAGGACCGUAACGAUUUCGAAGAAGACUGCUGGUUCCGACUUGGUUUCUACGUCCCCGGCUCUGACCGACCUCGAGAGACUGCUGUCUUCCAGGUCCUUGCCCAGGUCGCUGGCGAGUACAACAACGCCAUCCAGCAUGCUCAGCACUCUUCCAACCCACUUAUGAAGUUCUACUCUGCUGAGCGACCUAUCCGACGAGUCGAAGAGGGCGGCCACACCCGACACUUGAACUCCGAAGACAUCGUUUCCUUCAAGGGUAAGCUUACCACCCACUCUGACUGCGGUCUCUUCGGCAUGUACGCUCAUGUGCCAAAGGCCUACGCUGGUGCUCACGGUUACAUCGAAAUCGCCACCCGAGGAAUGGGUGUUCUCUACCAGAUGCAGCGAGAAAUGAAACGAAUGUGGAAGGGACUCAAAGAACACGAGAUCGAGGCUGCUAAGAACAAGGCCAUUCUCAAGCUCUACCAGAAGUACUCCAACCCAACCACUGAGGCUGAUCUUGUUGCUCAGGGACAAUCUUUGAAGACUAUCACUUCCAACAUUGCCCGUGUCAGCAAGACCGACAUCGAGUCUGCUGUCGACAAGUACAUGUACGACGCUGAUUUCGUCCAGGCCGCGUACGGUGCCUGCGACGGCUUCGACGUUGGAGCCAACCGAAUGCGAUCCCGAAACUUCCUCAAGUCUGGUCUCGGCCUUGAAGUCGGCAACAAGCAGCACUACUAA
This is a messenger RNA of Oikopleura dioica, 2109 nucleotides long. Lineage: Eukaryota; Metazoa; Chordata; Appendicularia; Copelata; Oikopleuridae. The record is from the annotation of a GenBank genome assembly.